Messenger RNA from Trypanosoma theileri, 2529 nucleotides. RefSeq lists its product as uncharacterized. The transcript has a single exon. The record is from RefSeq and is a predicted model, not a curated record. Lineage: Eukaryota; Euglenozoa; Kinetoplastea; Trypanosomatida; Trypanosomatidae. The coding region runs from base 1 to 2529 and encodes 842 amino acids.
AUGGGUUGGAGAGAUCAACAUACACCGCGUGGACGUUCUGCAGAGGUUGAGGACUCUAUUCAGUAUCUACGGCGAUAUUUGGGAGAAGAACAGGAAGAAGAGGAGAAUAUAGAGGGAUCCGCACAACGGCGAGGUAUGACCUCAUCGCGUGGGAAAAGCGAUCAUAAAGUGGCUACGGGUGUACUCCCAACCUCAGCAGUUUCUGGCGAUUGGCGAACAAAAGGGGUAUCUAUGGGAGUGGCAACAGCACCAACAAGAUCAACAGCAAUAACAACAACAACAACAACAACAACAGUAAAUAAUAGUUUAACUGGUGGUAAUCCCUCGUGGGGAAGUGCUUCAUCCACACCACGCAGACGUCAUUCUUUAGGCGAUCGUGGAAACGGUAGUAGUGGAGUUUCACCAGGGAGUGAUGGGGAUUAUGUGUAUGGUGGAUCUUCAUUAAGAAAUGAUAGGAGUUCUUUGCGAGGAGAAAAGUAUUCAUCCACGCGUGAUCGCAGUGCUCGUGAUAUGGUAUCACCUGUGAGAGAACCAUUAAGACUGCGUUAUGGCUCUUCCGCCCAAACUCCCGUUGGUCGACCGCCUUUACAUCAACAGAGACAACAAGAACAACAACGACAAAAAGAAGAAGAAGAAGAAGAAGAGGAAGAACGACAAACUGGAAGUUUAACUAGAAGAGGGAACAUGACGGGAUGGAGGGAGGAUGAUAAUAACUCCUUACGCCGUGAGAUUAGAUCUACAAAGGACUGGGAGCGACGUUCGAAGGACUCUCACUGGACAAAUCGUGAUAACUAUGGGAAUCGAUUGAGAGAAGUUUAUAAUGAUCCUUACGAUAAUUCAUCUUCGAAUAACCAACAUCGCCCUCGACGCUACUCAAGUGAUAAAAGUACUCUAGAUGACUACACAGAGGAUGAGGAAAGGCAAACCUUUUCUGCGAAUGAACGUGUUAUGACACCAAGAAGAGGAACUGAGAAUGGAAUUUCUCAGAGAACAAAUGGUCAUUCUUCAGGAAAACGAACGAUAACUACAGAAGGAGUUACAAGUAUUAGUCCUAGAGGUGGUGGUAAUAGUAAUAAGAAUAAUAAUGGUAAUGGUAUGAGUAUGGGCGAUGAUGGUGAUAUUGGUUCAGUAAGUCUCACUAAACAGCCAAAUGCUUUAAAAAAGAAGGAGUUAACAUCUUUAGAAAAACACGACAUGAGUACUUACUCAUCACGAGAUGUAUUCCCAUAUCCAAUACAUGAUGAUAACAUGCGAUCCAUUAUUUUUUACUUAAAGAACCAUUAUGCUUUAGAGGAAGAAGAAUAUCUACGAGGUAUUCAAACCAUGACUCCAGAAGAUGUACUUGGGCUUAUACAAUGUUUCUACGUGGAUGUCUAUCGAACAAUUCGACAUGCUCGAGAUGUCGCCGGUGUUGGACGUGCGGGUUUCAUGGAUAAAGAUCCGGAUGUGGAUACUGUGCUGAUUUCCAACAACUCUCCAGAGAUGGAAUCACAUGUUCACCACAGACAACAACAACAACAAGGAGGACGAUUAGAGACAAAUAGUGAGAUGGAAGAGAGACGAGAGUUGCGGCGUCCACCUCCUGAAGUUCCAUCCACACCACCACCAGCACCAACAACAACAACAACAACAACAACAACAACAACAGCAGCAGUAAAUACAAAUACAAAUACAAGAACAAUGCAAAGUAUGAAGUUGCCGGAUGCCGCACACCGUUCACCCCCGCAUUAUCACGUCCAACCACAAUCAUUAUCAUCACCACCACAUCAACAUCAACAACAACAACAAUAUCAACAACAUCAGUUACGAUAUCCGGAAGGUAUGCCGAUAGAUACAAUGCGGCCAGCUCGGACAUCAUCUCAUUCUGUACAUUGGGAUCACACAACGUCUGCGCCUCCCACAUAUGAAGUGGCGAACAGCAGUCAACACACUCUCGACACUGUGUCGCUCUCACUGGAGCCGCCAAUGGAGCCACGCAGUGGAAUUGUAAAGCGGCCACUGCGAAGACUGAUGCCUCUGCUGCGCCGCGGCUCUACAUUAUGCAAACAUGUUGCUGGUGGCCGUCCACAUCUGCGUUUUUUCCGCAUAGAGGAUCAACUCGGCGAGGACCGCAGUGGGCAAGAAGCCGUAAUGCCACACUUUGUAUGGUAUACCAACGCCCCACACAAUGCUGAUCUUCAUGAUGAUCAAUCAUCACAAUCCCACCAAUAUGAACAUCAUAAUAAUAAAAAUAAUAAUAGUAAUAAUAAGCGACCUAACGAGGCGCUUAGUUUACCAAGUUUAAUUGGUGUUCAUCUUUUAAGUGCUGGAGAUUCUACGAGUGACUCCAUGCGGCGUCUCUUUCGCCGUUCGAAGGGUGUUGUGGUGGACCAUCAACGUCGUUCAGUGGCGGAGGGGAUGUGUGCAGUCUUUCGCUUUGAGCAGCGCGAUGUUGCGGUCUCUUUUCUCACGGAGGCCGAUCGUCAAUUAUGGGUGGGCGGCAUGAUGGGAGUGGUGGAGCGCAACAGAGAACUCGCUACACAACUCUAA